AUGUAUGCUCAGGUUUGUACAAGACUUGACAUUGCUUUUGCUAUUAGCAUGUUAGGAAGAUAUCAAAGUAAUCCAGGAAUUAUCCAUUGGAGAGCUACAAAGAAGGUCUUAAGGUACCUUCAAGGGACCAAGGACUUCAUGCUUACAUAUAGACGAAUCGACAAUUUGAAAAUUGUUGGAUACUCAGAUUCAGACUUGGCGGGAUUAUCUUGGAAGAGUGCAAAACAAUCACUUGUAGCCACUUCUACCAUGGAAGCCGAGUUUAUUGCUUGUUUUGAGGCUACAUCACAAGGUGUUUGGUUAAAGAAUUUCAUCUUUGGGCUUAAGAUUAUGGAUUGUAUCUCUAGGCCAUUGAGAAUAUAUUGUGAUAAUUCAGCUGCUAUAUUUAUGGCUAAGAAUAAUAAAAGUAGUAGUCGAAGUAAGCACAUCGAUAUUAAGUACUUAGCCAUUAAAGACCAAGUUAGGUCUAAUGAGGUAUAG
This is a messenger RNA of Arachis stenosperma, 480 nucleotides long. Its product is annotated as secreted RxLR effector protein 161-like. The transcript has 2 exons. Lineage: Eukaryota; Viridiplantae; Streptophyta; Magnoliopsida; Fabales; Fabaceae. The coding region runs from base 1 to 480 and encodes 159 amino acids. The record is from RefSeq and is a predicted model, not a curated record.